Alternaria alternata is the source of this 920-nucleotide messenger RNA. Its product is annotated as cutinase-domain-containing protein. The transcript has a single exon. Gene Ontology annotation, cellular component: extracellular region. The record is from RefSeq and is a predicted model, not a curated record. Gene Ontology annotation, molecular function: cutinase activity. NCBI's taxonomy places the organism in Eukaryota, Fungi, Ascomycota, Dothideomycetes, Pleosporales, Pleosporaceae. Gene Ontology annotation, biological process: carbohydrate catabolic process. Bases 33 to 788 code for a protein of 251 amino acids.
CACUUUACACCACACUUUCAACAAACAACACCAUGCACGCCCAAUCCAUCCUCGUUGCUGCCCUUGCUGGCUUUGCCGCUACCGCCCCUCUGGAAAGCCGCCAGCUCUUCGGUGGCACCGGUUCCAGCUCGAGUGAGUUCAGCCGAGGUGGAUGCAGAGAUAUUCUCUUCGCAUUCGCCCGUGGCUCCACCGAGAUCGGCAACAUGGGAACCGUAGUCGGCCCUCCUACCUCUGACGGCCUCAAGAAAGAGUUCGGUCAAGAUGCAGUCGCCACUGAAGGCAUUCCCUAUGCCGCCUCAAUCGGCACCAAUGUCCUCCCCGGCGGCACCGACACACGCUCCAAGAACCUCCUCAAGGACACUCUCAACAGCAUGGCCCAGAAGUGCCCAGACUCCGUUAUCGUAUCCUCGGGCUACAGUCAAGGUGCUGCUGUCAACCACCGCGCUAUCGAGGAGCUCGACGCUGCUGUCAUGGACCAAAUCGCUGGCGUUGUUACCUACGGUGACACACAGAAGCUUCAGGACCGCGACCAAAUCCCCAACUUCCCCAAGGAGAAGGUCAAGAUCAUCUGCCAGCCUGGUGACGCCGUCUGCCUGGGUACGCUGAGCGUCUUGCCUGCUCACUUGACAUACGGUGUUAGGGCGAACGAGGGUGUUGAAUUCUUGGUCCAGCAGAUCAAGGGUGCGCAGGCAAAGAUCAAGGCUAGGAAUACGAAGCGCGAGGCUGAGAAGGCAGCUGCCGCUGUUGAGGAUGUUGUCAAGCGUGUUGCUAAGGAGAUUGCGGCAUAAGUCGAGUCUUUCGGUUUGGGUGCGAUAUCUGGAUACUUGUGUGGCUGGAUCACUUUGUUCUUAUCCGGUCGCGUGGGAAUCUCAUGACCUUUUUUUCUUUACUCUCUUUCACACUCUUUGGUUACGUGUUUU